Molecule: messenger RNA, 807 nt
Organism: Penicillium samsonianum
Lineage: Eukaryota; Fungi; Ascomycota; Eurotiomycetes; Eurotiales; Aspergillaceae
Product: phosphotransferase enzyme family protein
Exons: 5
Coding region: 1-807 (268 amino acids)
Source: RefSeq, a predicted model, not a curated record
AUGUUCAGUGCCACACGGGCGGGAGAUCUGAUCGGCAGUGAUGACGAUCUUGGUGAGAACUCCACCUGUACUACACAGGAGACGUGCAGCCCCCGGCAGGGAACCACUACAACAUAUGUCAAGGAUGGCAUGUCCGUAAAAGAUUCAGAGUUUGCUAUUGGCCCGGCUACUGAUCGGGAUUGGUUUGAUGCGGACCGGUCAAUUUUGGAUAUUGAGAGAGGACCAUUUAUGUCAGGGGUUGCCUUAUUCUGUGGUCGAAAACUCUACCAACCCGACGCCGAAAAGAAGCUUACUGCUUUAUCGUGGUACAAAAAGAUCGUCGAUAUCACAGAUAUCAUUGACUGGCAGUCUUGCCACGUCUCACCCCUCUUCAACCAUAAUCCCCACCCAGCUUUCCUUGACUGGGGUGGCCUUGAGCCUGAGACGCUCGAUCUAGCACCCAGGCCGUCACUCUCUGGGCUUCCCCCCAAAGAACGAUCACUGGCUAUGGGCGAGUAUACAGUUCAAAACGGGUUCAUUGGAUGGCGAAAACUCAUGCAUGUUAAAAAUCCAGACUUUUAUCGGGAAGUCGAAUUUCGAAAGAUGCCAGCCGACAUUCCAUUCCCGUUUGAGUUUUCGGAAACGGAUUUCGAGCGCAUCAAACUGAAUAGCGAUGAUGCAGUAGCAGGAACUGAGCUUGUGCCUGAGGUCAAGGAGAGAAUGGGCGAUUUGUGGCCCGACAAAGGCUUCAUCGAACACAAGCGGUACGAUGAAUGCAAAGCUGCGCUCGGCGAAGUCAAAAGGUCAGAUACUGGAGCAAUUGGCUGA